Messenger RNA from Cooperia oncophora, 233 nucleotides. Lineage: Eukaryota; Metazoa; Nematoda; Chromadorea; Rhabditida; Trichostrongylidae. The record is from the annotation of a GenBank genome assembly.
AUGGACGUACCAACAGUGGACGGCCUAGAGAUCAUUGACUUCACCAAAAAAGGAGAGGAAGGAUCACAGCAUCCCAUUGAAAUACGGCUCACGAACGGAAGGAAAGUACUUGUACACCAAGAAAAUGCUUACGAGAAUUACUACCAAGACGGCCGCUCCUUUGAUGACGUGGAUUCAGCGGCAGAUUCGUUACUCCGAUUUGAAUUCAAUUUUCAGUUGCACAAGGAUGGACU